GAAAUUCCCAAUUUGAAAUCCGGCGAUCCCCCAUUCCCCACACCCGCCGCCGCUCGCCGCCUCUGCUGAUCGUAAUCUGUAACCCUUCGCAGCUUCUCUCAGCUCCAGAUUUCAGGAAAGGAUUUUGAACUGUGCAAGAAUGGGAUUGUGGUCACUUCUAGAAGGCUUUCUUCUUCUUGCAAAUGCUCUGGCCAUACUAAAUGAAGAUCGUUUCCUUGCCCCUAGGGGAUGGAGCUUCCAGGAGUAUUAUGAAAUUAAGAGAAACUCAUUCAAGGGGCAAAUACUUGGUCUUAUUUACGCAACUCAGUACUUACGAGUGCCUCUUAUACUUUUCAAUUUGCUCUGCAUUAUUGUGAAAAUGGUGUCAGGGUGA
This is a messenger RNA of Salvia hispanica, 373 nucleotides long. RefSeq lists its product as uncharacterized. Gene Ontology annotation, cellular component: COPII-coated ER to Golgi transport vesicle; endoplasmic reticulum membrane; Golgi membrane. Gene Ontology annotation, biological process: endoplasmic reticulum to Golgi vesicle-mediated transport. Lineage: Eukaryota; Viridiplantae; Streptophyta; Magnoliopsida; Lamiales; Lamiaceae. The record is from RefSeq and is a predicted model, not a curated record.